GCUCUGGGCCCCCCACGUGGGGCGGGCCCGGCCCGGGCAGAACCGGCCCCGCUCGUGGCCGGACCCGCCGGGCCAUGUUCCCGGAGGAGGAGCGGGACGGCGGGGCGCAGGGGCCGGGCCGGGCCCGUGCUCGACAGAGGCCCCGCGUUGCCGCCGAGGGCCCGGGCCGGCCGGCCCCCGCGGGGAAGCGGCGCCGGCGGGUCCCCGGGGACGGGGCGGCCCAGGAUGAGGAGCCGGCAAGGAAGCGGCCCGCGGCGCGGAGAGAGGCGGCGGGGAGCCCGGCCGGCACCGGGGAGCCGCGGCAGCGCCGGGACACAGAGGUUUCUGCUGAGCUGUCCGGGGCACCGGCGCGGAGGCUGAACCGGCGGCAGCGGAAGAACAAGCUGAAGAACAAGCGGCGGCAGAAGGACGAGCCGACGGCGGGAGGCGAGGGGGAGGGAGACGCGGGCCCGGGCCCCCCGGAGCCGCCCAGCCCCGGCUCGGCCCCCCCGGGCCGGUCGGCGUCCCUGCGGGCGCGGAUGGAGGAGCGGCUGCUGUCGGCGCGGUUCCGGUACAUCAACCAGCAGCUCUACACGUCCAGCAGCCGCGACGCGGCGCGGCUCUUCCAGAGCGACCCCGAGGCCUUCCACAUCUACCACCGCGGCUUCGCACGGCAGGUGGCCCGCUGGCCGCAGAACCCCCUGGACCGCAUCAUCCGGUACCUGCGCCGGCGGCCCGCCUCGCUGGUGGUGGCGGAUUUCGGGUGCGGGGACUGCCGGCUGGCGCGCAGCCUGCGGAACCGCGUGCACUGCUUCGACCUGGUGCCGCUCAGCCCGCGGGUCACCGUCUGCGACAUGGCCAAGGUGCCGCUGGCGGCCGAGUCGGUGGACGUGGCCGUGUUCUGCCUGGCGCUGAUGGGCACCAACCUGCAGGAGAUCCUGGGAGAGGCCAACCGGGUGCUGAAGCUGGGGGGCACCCUGAUGGUGGCCGAGGUGGCCAGUCGCUUCGAGGACACGCGGGCCUUCCUGAGCUCCAUGGCCCAGCUGGGCUUCAAGAGCGUCUCCAAGGACCUGUCCAGCCCCUUCUUCUACCUGCUGGAGUUCUGCAAGGCCGGGCCCCCCCGGGCGCGCCCCCCGCCCGCGCUGCGCCUGCGGCCCUGCCUGUACAAGCGCCGCUGAGGGGCGGGGCCUGCGCGGGGGGCGGGGCUUCACACGUAGGCCCCGCCCACCCCUACGACCCUGCCUGUACAAGAGCCGCUGAGGGGCGCGGCUUAACCUAUAGGCCCCGCCCCCCGCGACCCUGCCAGUACACGCGUCGCUGAGGGGCGGAGCCUGGGCGGGGCUUCACCUGUAGGCCCCGCCCACCGCACACGACCACGACUGUGUACGAGUCGCUGAGGGGCGGGGCCUGGGGGCGGGGCUUUCCUCCGUAGGCCCCGCCCCCCCCCCAUCACGGCCCUGUCUACAAGCUCCGCUGAGGGGCGGGGCCUGGGGAGGAGAAGGCGUGGUUUCCCUCCAGGCCCCGCCCACCUCCGUGUCCGAGCACCGCUGGGGGCGGGGCCCCGGGGCGGCCCGGCCCCGCCCCGCGCACGCGCAGUUCCCAAUAAAGCCGCGGUUUCCGCA
Molecule: messenger RNA, 1601 nt
Organism: Apus apus (common swift)
Lineage: Eukaryota; Metazoa; Chordata; Aves; Apodiformes; Apodidae
Gene: RRP8
Product: ribosomal RNA processing 8
Exons: 7
Coding region: 75-1157 (360 amino acids)
Biological process (GO): regulation of transcription by glucose; cellular response to glucose starvation; rDNA heterochromatin formation
Cellular component (GO): chromatin silencing complex; rDNA heterochromatin; nucleolus
Molecular function (GO): methyltransferase activity
Source: RefSeq, a predicted model, not a curated record